Aspergillus tubingensis is the source of this 1644-nucleotide messenger RNA. Its product is annotated as putative F-box protein (Pof7). The record is from RefSeq and is a predicted model, not a curated record. Gene Ontology annotation, cellular component: SCF ubiquitin ligase complex. Lineage: Eukaryota; Fungi; Ascomycota; Eurotiomycetes; Eurotiales; Aspergillaceae. Gene Ontology annotation, molecular function: protein binding. The coding region runs from base 1 to 1644 and encodes 547 amino acids. The transcript has 2 exons. Gene Ontology annotation, biological process: SCF-dependent proteasomal ubiquitin-dependent protein catabolic process.
AUGGAGGACAACGCAGAGCUCGAAUCGUUUCGGCGCCAGUGGCGUGAGGAAGUUGCGCGCCGCGCGAAGCCAUCGAGGCCUCAACCAGCGCAGCCCAGGCCAACAAAAUCCUCCGCAGCCCCGUCGAGCCAAUUCCCGCCUACCCACCAUGAAGUAGCGGAGCGCAAGGACGAGGAAGACGGUGGAGUGGCAUCGGUCGAUCAUAGUGAGAUUGUCCAUGGAGUCGGUCAUUUGAGCUUAGGGGUAGCGGAUGAGGAUGCGUUUCACUCACGAGUCCCUCGAAGUGAGCCCAAGUCUGCAUUGGAGCACUUUGAAAGAGCGGUCGAGAAGGAGGCCGAGGGGAACCUCGGAGACAGUCUGCAACACUAUCGCAAGGCUUACCGUUUAGAUGCAGCAGUCGAUAAGACCUACCGAAACAAGCAUUUCGCCUGGGCAUGGAAGAAGAAUGCGCAGCCACCUGCCAAUGCUGCGGUCAGCAGUGCCACGGCAACACAACCAGCUGCAGAUGAACCUGAGAUCAUACCAACCCCGGAACUCAUCGCUUCAUUUGCUCAUCUUCCUAUCCCGCAGGCCGAGCCCUUGAUCGAGAAUACCCCUCCGCCGCCGUGCCCUAUUUCGAAGGUUCCGUCCGAGGUUCUGGUCGAAAUUUUGAGACAUGUGGCUGUGAUAGAUCCGGCAUCAUUCUGUCGGGUGGCGCUCGUUUGUAAGAGACUGGCAUAUCACUUUGCGCAUGAGCAACACAUCUGGAAACGCCUUUGCCAGGGCUCCGAGUUCGGAUUCAAGGCCAUGCACUACUCUUUUGCUUGUGACAUUCAUGGCAUACCGGAGUACACUCUAGGACCGCGGUACACGCCCUUCCCUCAAUCAAUGCCAGUCCAAAUCCCGGAACCGUUAUCGUCUUGGGCGGAGGUCUUCCAGAUAUUCCCUCGUAUUCGGUUUACGGGUAUCUACAUUAGUACUGUGAACUACACCCGUCCCGGUGCAGCCUCGGUGUACCAGAACACCUCGUGGAACAGCCCCAUUCACAUCGUGACCUACUACCGCUAUCUACGCUUCUAUCCGGACGGGACAGUCGUCUAUUUACUUACCACGGUCGAGCCAUUGGAGGUGGUGCCCUACAUCAGCAAGGAAAACGUCAAGGCUGCACGGGCAAUUUCCCAGAAGCAGUUCCAUCGUCAUAUGGCAGACCCAGGCAACACCAUCACGGGCCCUACCGAUACCAUUCCUCCUGUCGCCAUGGGUGCGCUGAGGCAAGCUUACCGAGGUCGUUGGCGCUUGGCCAAACCGGCCCCCGCCUCUGAUGCAGCCGACGACGUUCCUCAGGACGAUCUUAUCUCCGGAUACGACUCCUUGCCCGUCAAGGCCCAAUCAGCGGGCGCACCGCCUGAUCCUCGGGAUCUGGUCAUUGAAACCGAGGGAGCCGGUCCGAAGUACAUGUACCUCUUGCACCUCUCGCUUCGGUCGGUGUCAGCAGCCAAACCCGCUAACGCUAACAUGACGCCACCCAAUCCGUCCAAGAACACCAAGCUGGCCUGGAAGGGCUACUGGAGUUACAACAGGCUGACUGACGACUGGGCGGAAUUCGGACUCAAAAACGACCGGGCGUUUGUCUUCCGACGAGUGCGCGGCUGGGGUAUGAAUUGA